This is a messenger RNA of Electrophorus electricus (electric eel), 2806 nucleotides long. It is a transcript of the gene vamp8, whose product is annotated as vesicle-associated membrane protein 8 (endobrevin). Lineage: Eukaryota; Metazoa; Chordata; Actinopteri; Gymnotiformes; Gymnotidae. The record is from RefSeq and is a predicted model, not a curated record. Gene Ontology annotation, biological process: vesicle-mediated transport. Gene Ontology annotation, cellular component: membrane.
UGCGCUUUUGUGUUCGAAGCAGCAAGGCAGGUCUUCGCUGGAACCAUCUGGAAUGCGCCACGGGCGUACUGGGCUGAGUGGAGACGUGCACGCCUCAGAUCCGCUUGCUUUCGCAGGUGCACUGGCGCGUCAUAUUAAAAUGUGCAGCUGAAGACUUCGUACAGAGCCACGCUGACCAACCAAACGAGAAAACGCCGGACGACCGCGGCGCUCAUGAAAGCAGAAGGCGAACACGAUUCGCGCAGGUUGGUCUGGGAGGCGACCCGUCGCGCCCCCUAGCGGUGGCCCGGGGGCGCGCACCCGCUCCGCUCGGCGAAGGGCGAGAGAACGUGUGGACGAGGAAGAGAACAAAACAGCCAGAAGCAGGAAGCUCGGGACAGGACGGCGGCGCUGGCCCUCGGCAGUUUUAACCAGACCCGAUAGACAUUUUAGACCUUCAUUACAAAAACAUAAGGUUGGCGUUUAAUGCGUUUUUCUGGUUGAAUCUGCGGUGAACUGUUUGUUUCGAACAUGGGACUCGGAGAUCCGAAUAGCGUGGAGCAGGGGGGAGCAGCCGCUGAGCCUCCCAUGGAGGAGCAGGACCGUGUGAAGGCCCUGCAGUCGCAGGUGGACGGUGUGAAGGACAUCAUGACCCAGAACGUUGACCGGAUCCUGGCCCGCGGCGAUCGCCUCGACGACCUCAUGGACAAGUCCGAGGACCUGCAGGCCGGGGCACAGAACUUCAAGCACACGUCGCAGAAGGUGGCGCGCGCCUUCUGGUGGAAGAACGUGAAGAUCAUUGUGCUCAUCAUCGUGGUCGUCGUCAUUAUCAUCCUCAUCAUCGUCCUGCUGGCCACCGGGGUCAUUCCAACGAGCUCUCCUGCCCCCCCCUUACCCACCGUACCACCCCCUCACAAUUGAGGACACACACGCACACACACACACACUCAUCCAUACGCAUACAUAAACACCUUGAAUACACAUGCGAAUCCAUCCAUAUUGACGUUACCCAUCCAUAUUGACGUCACCCAUCCAUAUUGACGUUAUUGUGAGACACACAGACCACGCCCACAGAGGCAUGGCCUCCCCUAGAGUGCCACAUGACCUACCUGCAGGUUUUAUGUAACUGUCCUGCAUAGACACACCCCUCCCCUCCACAGUCAACAAGCCCCUCCACAGAAGCACAGUCUGUAUGCUGGUUUUAAAUAAUAUACACAAUGUUACUUUUGCACAUUUUAUUCAAACGACUAGUUGCCACGGUUGCCCCAGUGACGUUUGCACCUUUGAGCAGAGGCUUGGGAGCAGGACUUGGCAACAAGACCGUGGUUAAUGAAGGAUAACGGGGCCACAUUAGCAUUGCUAACUGGCCCCCAUUCACUCUUAUGCAGCCUUAGCAACAUUAGCAUUUUGAGGGAAGUGUUUUGCGUAUUGAAAUCGACCAGAAUUUAGACCAUGAAUUUGGGCUUUAAAGAUUUGAAUUAACUCCGAAUGCCAGAUUUUUUUGGUGUAGUUUAAGUCAGAAAGCUGGCAGUUCAGUUCAGCUGAUUGCUGUCCACAGUGUUGGAGUAGAAAGCUUUUUUUUUUCUGUGCAGUUGCAAUAUGAUUGUGGAUCUCCAUGGAGACCAGCGGGACCGUUUACCUCUGCGUGCAACGCUUCAGAGGGUCCACACAAGCCUGACUGUGUCUUAAACAUAAUGUUUUACUGGAUGAAACAUGCACAGGUGUCUGUAGUUUUAGCUUCUUGGAACACAUUUUUUUGUCCUCCCUCUGAGCUGUUGGUGUGUGCUGUAUACUGAGGUGACUUCUGGGAAGACAAAGUUAAAAUCAACAUGAACAAUACUGCAAUACUUUGACUAAAUGUCUUCCUGCUCUGGGGAAAAUAUUUGUUUUUAAUCUUGUCUAGUCACUGGUGUUCUUACCCUUUCCUUCGUCCUCAGUGCUAUGAAGGAACCAGCUCCCCUAUCUGACCUCUUGCCUUCUGAGGGUGGCAAACGGUCACUGAUUUAAAUGAUUACAUCUGGAACAAAUGUCAUGCUUUGACAGUUCAGAAUUUUCUUUUUUUUUAGUUGUAGUUUGCAUGGCAAACCUCACUAGUGAUAGUGGCCGAGCAGCCGAUGACUAUCGUGAAGCUGUACUAGGCCCAGUCCCGGAUACAGACUCGGCAUGGUAUGUUCCGUUGGGAAUCCCCCUGCCCUUUGGUAUGUUCUUUCUGGGAAACUGCCCCCCCCUCCCCCCAGUGGAGGUCUGGAGAGGUCAAAGGGCCACUGGCUCUUUGUAAAUAGUUUAAGUGGUUCUUCUGUUGGCAUAUUUGCUCAGAUAUUGUGAUGUAGUUUAUGUUGAUGCUAGUGUUGCAUGUUAGUUUAUUUAUUUGCUUUAUUCCUAUUCUUUACUAAGCUGUUUAGGUGUCUGUCCUUGUCGCAAAUCAUGAAAAAUUAUAAUAAAAAUAAAAUAUUAUGCAAUAAUUAUGAAUACUAAUAAUUAUGAGUAAUAAUAAUUGAGUAACUCUGUGCCUGCUCAAAAAUGGGUUUGAUUAUAAAAACCUUUAGCUUUGAUUUAGUGCUGAACUGGAUCUGCUGAGGUUUUCAUACAAAUGUAGAACUGGAAGAAAAUGCAAUAUGGAAGUUAAGUGAGAUUUCUAGAAAUAAAUAUUUGAUGUGUCAUGAAUGUGUAAGUGUUAUUUUUUUUCACAUUCCUGUCUGUAUAAUGCAAUAUAAAUGUGGUGAUGACAUUUAUUGUUAUGAUUUGGCUACUCAGAUUAUUUUGAGUAUGCCACAAUGAUCUAGAAACCUGUACACUUUUCUGAUUAAAGGGACCCUAUCAUGGAAAA